GUGAAAAUGGCGUGGCAUAUCUUGUUGCUAGCGCUAUGCAUGGCGGGGGGCUGUGUGGCGGUGAGCAACGAGUCCUACCUGCUGCCCGCAGACGUGCGCCCGCGCCAUUACGACCUCCGGCUUCUCUACGAUGCCGACCCGACUACCAACUUCAGCUUUUAUGGCAUUGUCGAUAUUACUCUAACAGUAGUAAAGGCCACAUCAAAAAUAGUACUUCAUGCCCAGGAUUUCGAAAUACAAAAGGACAAAGUCUCAUUCACACACAAGUCCGCUCCAGCAGUGACGUCUGUAGAACUGAUGGCCACAUACAAUUUCCUCACUAUACAGCUGGCAGAACCGCUAAAGGCUCGUGUGAAUUACACAUUGUCUAUUCCUUUUUACGGCAACUUAAAAACUGGAUUGGACGGAGUGUAUGUAAGCACUUAUAAUGAUAAAGCCACUAAGAGUAAACAGUACCUAAUAGUAACACAAUUCGAAGCUAUUUCGGCCAGAAAAGGCUUCCCGUGUUUCGACGAGCCGAUCUAUAAAGCCACCUACCGUAUCACCAUUGGCCAUCAAAAUGAAUACAGCGCUGUCUCUAACAUGCCGCUGGAAAGCUCCAGUAAAGUAAAUGCUCUCGAGAAUUAUUGGCCUUGGUCUCAAGUUGAAAAAACAUUCAAGAAAGAUGAAUCGAUGUUUGUCUGGGACGUGUUCCAAGAGUCAGUGCCGAUGUCCACUUAUCUCGUUGCUUUCGUUGUAUCGAAAUUGGCGAAUGUUAAAAGUCCGGCAGGACUGUCCAGCACCGAAUUCCGUAUAUGGGCUAGAAAGGAUGCUAUUGACCAGACAACCUACGCAGCGACGAUAGGCCCAAAAGUGCUAUCUCAUUUCGAGAAAUUUUUCAACGUGUCCUUCCCUCUGCCGAAGCAAGACAUGUUUGCCAUUCCGGACUUCUCCGCCGGUGCUAUGGAGAACUGGGGGCUGAUUACAUACAGAGAAACUUCGCUGUUGUAUGAUAAGGAACAAUCUUCUUUUACCAAUAAGGAACGCGUAGCUGAGGUAAUAGCCCACGAAUUAGCUCAUCAAUGGUUCGGAAACCUAGUAACAAUGAAAUGGUGGUCAGAUUUAUGGCUGAACGAGGGGUUCGCGACAUUCGUGGCCUCCAUUGGUGUGAACGCCGUUGAACCGACGUGGCAAGCCGAUAUUAACAAUGCAGCUGACAAUAUCCUGAUCUUGAUGAACUUGGAUGCUUUGGAGUCUUCACAUCCGGUGUCAGUGCCCCUGGACCAUCCGGAUCGUAUCAGCGAGAUCUUCGACGAAAUUUCGUACAAGAAAGGUGCCACGCUCAUUCGGAUGAUGACAUUGUUCCUUGGACCGGACGUGUUUAGGAAAGGAUUGCACAACUACCUGAUAAAAUACUCCUAUGGCAACGCUGACCAAGACGAUCUAUGGAAGGAACUGACGGAUGUGUCAUUGGAGUAUGGAGGACUGACCAGAAACGUGACGGUCAAAGACGUCAUGGACACUUGGACCACGCAGACUGGUUACCCGCUAAUUACCGUUACACGGGACUACACAGAUAACACUUUGUUUGUUACACAAACGCGAUACCUCAGUUCUGGUAAGAAAUCACCAACUAAAGUCUCCUGGUGGAUUCCACUCAGCGUGAUGUGCGAGUCUGAAGUGGGACAAAAGCCGGACCCUGUGCAGUGGUUGGCUAACAAUGAGGGUGUGGAGACCAAGCAUCACUUCGAACACUCUGCGAACGCAAAUGAAUGGAUCAUUUUCAACCCUGAUAUGAUUGCACCAUAUCGCAUAAACUACGAUCAGCGCAACUGGAAGCUGUUGAUCAACACGCUGUCCAGCGACAAGCUCACCAACAUUCCAGUUCUCGGUCGUGUACAGGUCCUUUCCGACGCCUUCGCGCUCGCUUGGAGCGGAGAAGUCGACUACAGCAUUGCUUUGCAGGCAGCGAGUUACCUCCAACGUGAAAAAGAAUACCUACCUCUAUCUACCGGUCUCCACGCCUUAUCCAAGAUCGAAGCUCUCGUCAAACGCUCGCCGGAUUAUGGUGCGUUCCAGAAGUUCGUGCGAAAAGUUAUUGGUCAGCAGUACAAGCAGGCUGGAGGACUUUCUAUUAAGAAGAUCAUUAAUGGAGAUAACGUGAACAGCGUUAAAAUGCAGACAUUGACCAGUACCUGGGCGUGCAAAGUAAAGGUGCCCGGUUGCGAGGAGAAUGCCGUGGAGCUCCUGCAGCAAUGGAUGGAUGAGCCAGAUCCGGAUAACAACAAUCCGAUUCCUCUAGACCUUCGUCGCACAGUGUACUGCGUGGGAAUAUCCCGCGGCAGCGUACUCCAGUGGAGAUUCCUGCUAGCCCGUUUAAGUAACACCAAUGUUGCAGCUGCUCAGCAGGCGCUGCAGCAAGCCCUUGCUUGUACCAGGGAAGUCUGGAUUCUCGCACAAUACUUGGAAUGGGCGAUAACGGACAACUCAGAUGUGCGCCGACAGGACUCCGCGCGCGUGAUCACCACCAUCGCCACCUCCACCGUGGGGUACUACAUCGCCAAGGACUUCAUCUACAACCGGAUCGACGACAUCGCCAAGGCGUUCGCCGGACAAGGCCGAAGAUUGGGCUUCGUUGUAAAGGCGCUUUUGAGUCAGUUCACAACGCAGAGGGAGCUUGACGAGUUCUUGGUUUGGAAGGAUAACCACACAGACAUCCUAGCAGAGCAUCAGUUCUCGGUAACACAAGCUAUCGAGAACGCCAAAGUGAAUAUCGACUGGGUCAAUCGGAACCGCAAAUUUGUCGUUGAGAAACUUAGAGAAUUCGCCACUGACUACCACGAUUCGUUGCCAUCGCCGACAUCGCGCCGAAGCCACCAAAACUACAUACACUCCAUCUUCGCCAUACAUAACCUCACCAGUCACAUGAUACCACGCUAAUUACGAUUACCGCAGUUCGUUCACGUUUGACGAUGGAAUAGAAAUUAGAUUCAUUUGCAUUUAAAGUAAUUUUUGUAACAUUUUGUCAGUUUGUAGUUCGUAAAAAUUGUGCCAAAUUAUCAUAUUUUUUCAUGCUCAUAAAUAUUUUUAGUGGCCUUUACAAAUUUCCUUCGUUAAACGCACGCGAUUGUGUUAUUUACAUACAAACUUCAGAUUUUAAUUUUAGUUGAUAAUUUAGAUCAUUGCU
This is a messenger RNA of Hyposmocoma kahamanoa, 3166 nucleotides long. RefSeq names its product aminopeptidase N-like. Lineage: Eukaryota; Metazoa; Arthropoda; Insecta; Lepidoptera; Cosmopterigidae. Gene Ontology annotation, molecular function: peptide binding; metalloaminopeptidase activity; zinc ion binding. Bases 7 to 2919 code for a protein of 970 amino acids. The transcript has 19 exons. The record is from RefSeq and is a predicted model, not a curated record. Gene Ontology annotation, biological process: peptide catabolic process; proteolysis. Gene Ontology annotation, cellular component: cytoplasm.